Molecule: messenger RNA, 1136 nt
Organism: Lolium perenne
Lineage: Eukaryota; Viridiplantae; Streptophyta; Magnoliopsida; Poales; Poaceae
Source: RefSeq, a predicted model, not a curated record
GCACGCAUAGCAUAGGCCAGUUCAAACUGAGUUGCCAUUGCCCAUUAGACGCCUACUCCUCACUACUGCUAAUCAUCGAUGUGAUUUCGCAAAUGUACUUUCAAAUUUUUAUCCAGUCAGAAACCAGAUGGGAUCACGUUCUGGACGGUCAAAGGCGGGGCAAAGCAUUCCCUGAUGGCGCCAGAUGCUGAGAUGCAGGAUAAAACUAGGACGUUCCGGUACACUUGCCAUAGAGCACCUUGCCAUUUCUUUAAGCACGGCGCCGUUCGAGAUCGGACAGUCCAUCGCUGCGCCGGGCAUUAUAUAUCUCUGGAUCUAACUGAUCGAUCAUAAGCCCGCAUUGAUCGUGUCUCGUCUCCACACUUCGCUGCCCACUGCGUUUUGUUAGUUUGCUUGGCAUCCAUCCACACCCACACAGCAGUAGCCUCUGAUCAGAUCGCUCCCCGCAUUAGCUCCCAUGGCCAGCCUCGUGCACCAGACGGCGCCGACGAUGCCGGCCGCGGCGGCGUGCAGCGACGACGACUUCAUGCCGCAGAGCUUCGGCUGCUUCGGGCGGUCGCUGUCGAGGGCGUCGUCCAGCCGGAGGCUGGAGUACCGAUCGCUGAGCGGCGAGGGCGCCGAGGAGAUGAGGCGCAUCGCGCAGGAGCGGUCGGCGAGGGCGAAGCUGCGGUGGAAGGCGGUGGCGCAGGAGAUCAUAGCGAGGAGGAGGAGCAGCGGCGGCAAUGGAGGGCCCGGAGCACGGAGGAGGAAGGCGGGGCAGCCGGCGUUCAGCUACGACUCCAAGAGCUACGCGCUCAACUUCGACCAAGGCUCCGCCGAGUAGCGACUGAUCGAGCGAGAUCGGCGGCGAGAUGCAGCUAGCGCCUGGACAGGGAGCGACCGAGCGCGCGACGGCGGCGGACUGGUGUCGCGGCCUGCCGGCCUGCGACCGAUGCCGGCGGGACAAUGGAGCGACCGUGGUUUGGAGACGGUGUGUAGAGGUCAGGUUUUGAGGGCGGAUCUUGCUCCUGUUCAGUGUUCAUUCUUUGGUUGAUUAUUGUUGACUGUUGAGCAUGAAUAUGGUUGGUUGAUGCGUCCUGACAUAUUUAUGUGGUGUAAUAAGAUGAGCUGCAUGCUAGUAGCUGUUUCAAAGUAAA